Molecule: messenger RNA, 3507 nt
Organism: Paralichthys olivaceus (Japanese flounder)
Lineage: Eukaryota; Metazoa; Chordata; Actinopteri; Pleuronectiformes; Paralichthyidae
Source: RefSeq, a predicted model, not a curated record
GUGUGAGACAUGUUGGCGACAUCCUGCUGGAGUACGUGCUGUGGGCCACGAGAGGGAAGAGCCUUGUUUCCAUAGUUUCAUCCUUCACCUCCUCAGAGGGUUGUGAUGUCACAGCUGCUGCUGCUCCUCCUCCUCCUCCUCUCCCCCUUGUUUUAACUGUUGUCAGCGAUGAGUCACCAGCUCAACACCUCAGUGGUUCUUCCUCUGACGUUCAGAAGCUUCGCCCGGGCUGCAAGGUGGUAUCUCCUGACAGACUCUGGAACCAUCUUAGCUACUGGAAGGAAUCGAGCGUGAACAGUGAUCCGACAUGUUACAGGAGUGAGGUCGAGCAGGGGCGCUACCUUCACCUCCCUCACAUCCCUACUCCUCCACCGACCUGAGCAGGGAAAUCAGCUCAGGCAGCAUAACACACUGUGAUAACCAGAGGCAUGAUGGGAGUCCCUGCCCUCUGGGCCGUGCUGCUAACUUUCAUCUGUCACAGCCGCGGCCUGGAAAUACAAAGCCCCCGGUAUUGGUCCAAAAGGUCUCAGGAAAACAUCUUGUUGGAUCCCAGCGGCUGUGCGUCCAGGUCCAAGCAGCAGCAGGUGAUAACAAACCCUCACAACUUCUCUGUGGACAUCCGGAUGCCUGGUGUGAUCCCGGCCGGGUCGGACACUUACCUCUGCAUGGCGUUUCCUGUGCCAACUAGUCGAGAUGCAUAUAUCGUGGACUUCAUACCUCAUGCCAGUAUGGACACAGUCCAUCACAUGCUGCUGUUUGGCUGUCAGACUCCCGUCUCCAGAAGCAGCUACUGGGACUGUGGCAGCGUACAAGGCACGUGUGAGGAUGAAGCCUCCAUCAUGUACGCCUGGGCUCGGAACGCACCUCCUACCAAACUACCCAAAGAUGUUGGUUUUAAAGUUGGAAGGAAUUCAGGAAUGUCUUACUUCGUGCUGCAGAUCCAUUACGGAGAUGUCAGUGCUUUCAGGGACCAUCACAGAGACUGCUCAGGACUCUCCUUAAGAAUGACAUCCAAGCCGCAGCCUUUCAUCGCAGGAAUAUACCUGCUCAUGUCCGUGGAUACAGUCAUCCUGCCCGGGAAAACAGUUACAAACGCAGACGUCGCCUGUGAUUACUCGUCAUAUCCCAUCUACCCGUUCGCCUUCAGGACCCACACACAUCACCUCGGUAAAGUGGUCAGCGGCUACAGGAUCCGAAACGGAAAGUGGAGCCUGAUUGGACGACAGUCCCCACAGUUACCACAGGCGUUUUAUCCUGCUCACGAGGAGCUGGACGUGAAGUACGGUGACACCGUCGCUGCCAGAUGUGUUUUUACUGGUGAGGGCAGAACCUCCAAAACCUACAUCGGAGGCACCUCUGAUGAUGAAAUGUGCAACUUCUAUAUAAUGUUCUACAUGGACAGCAAACAUGCCAUCCCCUACAUGAACUGCAUGGAGACGGGCUCCAAAGAUCUGUUUCAACAUAUUCCUGCUGAGGCCAAUGUUCCCAUCGCUGUCGACCCAGAUCACAUGAUGAUGCAUAUGGGAAAAUCAACGAGUACGCACGAUGAUCAAGAUGACAGAUCUGUGUUGGAUGCAAACAAAGCAGUGCAGACUCUGGAUCAGGGUGACCUCUAUUCUCUUAUGUCCAAGCUGCUAGGCCAGAGUAACGACAUAGUUCACAUUCAUAAGUUCAACCCCAACGAGAUGCAGAGAGCCCAGGCGGAGCUGGUGGCUGAGAUUGAUAGCUUAAUGCAAAAGAAAGGCCUGGGCUCUCCCAGUGCCACACUAGCCUUCCAACCCAGGGAGGACCCUGUUUUGGUGAGGGACAGAGUCCACAGGUUCCACCAGCUUGAGGCCACGGCCAAGUCCCCAAGAAGCCAGCUGGUAGCUGAAGGACAAGAUCAUUUGGAGCUUGUGUCGACGUGGCCUCAGAGUUCUCUCCAGCUCGGUCAAGUGUCAGGACUCGCCCUCGACUCCGAUUCUAAUUUGGUCAUUUUCCACAGAGGGGACCACCACUGGGGGGCAGACUCCUUCAACAGCCAGGCCAGAUACCAGCACAGGUCCCUGGGUCCCAUCCAGCAGUCCACCAUUUUGGUUGUGGAUCCAGUCAAAGGCAACAUCCUGAAGGCUUCAGGCAGAAACAUGUUUUAUAUGCCUCAUGGAAUAACGACAGACAAAGAAAAUAACUACUGGGUCACUGACGUGGCUCUUCAUCAGGUGUUAAAGGUGAGCGGUGACGGCGGAGACAGAACGUUGCUGACGCUAGGAGAAGCAUUCAAACCAGGAAGUGACAGCAGCCACUUCUGUCAGCCCACUGACGUCGCUGUGGACACGGACACAGGAAACAUCUUCGUGUCUGACGGAUACUGUAACUCCAGGAUACUGAAGUUCUCCUCUGACGGCAAAUACCUGUCUGAGUGGAGCGCAGGUUCGUCCGACAGGAGGAGGCGCUUGCCGUUCCGGGUUCCUCACAGUCUGGUGUUCCUUCCUGACAGACGGGAGGUUUGUGUUGCUGACAGAGAGAACGGACGUAUUCAGUGUUUCAUCGCUGAAACAGGAGAGUUUGUUAAAGAAAUAAAGAAGGAGGAGUUUGGAGGGGAAGUGUUUGCCAUCAACUACAGUCCUGCAGGAGAUGGCUUGAUCUUUGCAGUAAAUGGAGAAUCUCCGUAUCGCUCGGCUCCACUCAGAGGUUUUGUCAUAAAUUAUUCAACCAAGGAUAUUUUGGACACGUUCAGCCCCAAGACACAGGAGUUUAUGAUGCCUCAUGACAUCGUUCAAACCAGAGACGGCAGCGUGUUUGUCGGAGACGCAGGCAGUAAUUCAGUCUUCAAGUUUACCAGUGAGAAGUUCCACCGCUCUGUGAAGAAAGCUGGCAUCGAGGUUCAGGAGCUCGAAGAAAUGGAGACGUUUGUUCAAACUAAACUGAGGCCUGAACACAACACGUCGAAGACGACGGUCGUCAAGGAGAAGCAAAGUGUCGCUCUGCAGCCUGAAGCACAGAAAGAGACGGAGGAGGAGGAGAAGAAGAGAGUGUUGAAAACAAAGGGAGGCGAGGGGGUUCUCCCCGCCGUCAUCACCACGCUGCUGCUCGUCCCGCUGCUGCUCGUCUUAUCCACCGGUGUCUUCAUCUGCUGGAGGAGAAACCAUCGCUCUGAGCUGAAGAGUGAGCCCAGCUCUGUGGGAGGGAUCCUGGGGAAAAUAAGAGGUAAAGCAGUCGGCGGUCUGAAUCUGGGGAACUUCUUUGCGUCCCAUAAGGGUUACAGUCGUCAGGGCUUCGACCAGCUGAGCACCGAAGGCAGCGACCAGGAGCGGAACGAGGAGGACAGCAGCGACUCCGAGAACGAGGAGUACUCCGCUCUGCCACCGCCUCAGUCCUCGUCUUAGACGCUCCGCCACCCGACGACAACCUUCUGCUUACAUUGCCAAGAUGUAUGUUAUUCAUCAAGUGUAACUGUUGUGUUAGCUGCCAAUCUUAUUGUUUCUAUAUUGAAAUCUAUAUACUGUAAAUACAGAUAAUUUGACAUGA